Messenger RNA from Zea mays, 1007 nucleotides. RefSeq names its product 50S ribosomal protein L6, chloroplastic-like. Gene Ontology annotation, cellular component: ribosome. Gene Ontology annotation, molecular function: structural constituent of ribosome; rRNA binding. The record is from RefSeq and is a predicted model, not a curated record. Gene Ontology annotation, biological process: translation. NCBI's taxonomy places the organism in Eukaryota, Viridiplantae, Streptophyta, Magnoliopsida, Poales, Poaceae. Bases 102 to 839 code for a protein of 245 amino acids. The transcript is spliced from 4 exons.
UGGAUAAUAGAAUAGAACCGCUGUGUGCAAGCUCCGGACCGUCAGGAUAAGAAAACAGCGCGGCGGCAGGCAGCUCCUCCUGCGACUGCGAGCGCCCGUCCAUGGCGUCCAUCUCCCCUUCCCUCCAUCACCCUUGCAAUUCUAGAACUGGCUUCCUUGGAAAGACACACGGGACUCGUCCUCGUCUUUUCUCUGCUGGAAGAGUUGGAUUUGUCAGAACACUAGUGGAGUGCAAGGAAUCUAGAAUUGGAAAGCAGCCCAUUGAAGUCCCACCGAAUGUUACUCUCACAUUAGAAGAGCAGUUUGUCAAAGCUAAGGGCCCACUAGGGGAAUUAUCUCUCAGCUUCCCAGGUGAUGUGAAGAUUGUGAAAGAAGAAUCCGGUAACCUGAGAGUUUAUAAGACUGCAGAGACCAAGCGGGCGAACCAGAUGCACGGUCUUUUCAGGUCCUCUAAGCAAAAACACCUUCGGCAAGGCCAUAUGCAAGCAGGCACAACACGAAGAACAUUGACAGACAACAUCAUCGUUGGUGUGUCGAAAGGAUUCGAUAAGAAGCUUCAGCUAGUGGGCGUCGGGUAUCGUGCGGCGGUGGAGGGCAACGAUCUCGUGAUGAACCUGGGAUUCUCCCACCCUGUUCGGAUGGCCAUUCCUGAAGGCCUGGCGGUCAAGGUGGAGGAGAACACAAGGAUCACCGUGAGCGGCUAUGACAAGAGCGCGAUCGGUCAGUUUGCUGCUACCAUAAAGAAGUGGAGGCCACCUGAGCCAUACAAGGGAAAGGGUAUCAGAUAUAUGGAUGAAGUUGUCCGAAGGAAGGAAGGAAAAGCCGGAAAGAAGAAAUAGAAAGUGUUUUUUUGCCCUCUCCUUACUUCAUUUCAUUUUUCCCACUGUAAUGAUCUUCGUUUGCUAAGGCUGAACCUAAGAAAUAUAUUGUUCUGUGCUGAUCAUGGCAUAUAGAUGUAUACUUUGAGCACCCCAUUGUUUCAUAAUUUCAUUGUUUUUCAAGGUAUU